Molecule: messenger RNA, 4145 nt
Organism: Xiphophorus hellerii (green swordtail)
Lineage: Eukaryota; Metazoa; Chordata; Actinopteri; Cyprinodontiformes; Poeciliidae
Product: enolase-phosphatase E1
Exons: 11
Coding region: 417-2462 (681 amino acids)
Biological process (GO): protein linear deubiquitination
Cellular component (GO): cytoplasm
Molecular function (GO): cysteine-type deubiquitinase activity
Source: RefSeq, a predicted model, not a curated record
GUCGCGAGCGGCGCAUCACAAGAGCCAUGACCUGCUGCUCCGGCUAAGCUAGGGAUCAUCGUGAGCAGAUGUUCCGUUCAAAAUACGGGGAAUACGGAUGUUUUCAGAAAUGUUCCGUGUUGACGGACGGUGACACGCAGGAAAGGAGAACUACCCACUGUGGCAGCUGCGCUUUAAAUGAGCUGCUGUCACUCGUGUUUGUGUUUUAAGUUCACAGCAGCUAGCUGGCUAACUCCGCUCAGUAAAAGUGAAACAAGAACUGGAGCUUCAUGAUUUUGAGGGUUUGGAGUUUAUCUCCAGUUGAACAAAAACAAGGUGUCUCUACAUUCACUAAGCAGCACCAUGGUUUCUUCCUGAGAUCCUGAACCCCCUGCCAUGGACUCCUAAAACUCCGGGUCUGCCUGCCCCCCGAGCAGAUGGGGAACUGUUGUUGUUUUGGACCUGAACUUCCCUGCGGCAGCAUGGAGGAACGAAGCGGUUUGCUGAAAGACGACUCAAAGACCUCAGGUGCUGGUGCUUGUGGUCCAGAAAACGACGAAGACACAAGUGUUGAGGAAACUAAGGAGGAUCCACCGAACUGCCAGAACAGUCACAGAGAAUCCGGCGCCACUCAGGGAAAUGGACAUUUACAAAAUAAAAACCUUCAGGAGGCAAACACUUCGCCAAGCAAAGACAGUACUGCCGGUGCGCAAUGUGAGGAACAGAAAGAUUCCGCUGCAGAUCAACGCACUUUAAAUCAGACGCAGAAAAACAUCUCUGCACCUGACGCCCAGGAAGUUUUGGCUGCCGCCAAAGAGCCGAAAACAGAAAAACAAAGUCUAACCGCAGGGCAGGAGAACGUCUCGGAUCUUGUCUCACCAAAACCCGAAUCUGCCCUUCCAGAAAACCUCUCCCCUCCUGAGACAAACACGCCAACAGAGGACAAUACGGCGAGCGGUUCUCACGCUGGUUCCGGAGGAGAUGCUGCCAUCCGUGCCGAGGCCAAACCGUCAGAGGACUUCACACAAAAUAAUGAGGCGUUGUCAGGGCCAAGCGCUCAGGAGGUGUCCAUCUCUGCGGUCAGCCAGGAGACAAACACGGACGCCCCCAGGUGUUCUGUGGAGUGCAACGUCGAUUCUGUGGACCCAAAAAGCCAUGUUAUCCCUCAGCCUCCUGCGUCUGGAUCGGAGCCCACAGGAGUCGGCCCAACUCAGGAGAAUCUGGACUCUGUCGGCUCAAACACGACGCCAGAGGCCGCAUCUGCAGCAGAGGCCAAGGACAGCUUAAAGUCAAAUCAGGAAGAAAACAGAGACCCUGAGGGUUUGAGACCUGCAGAGGAAAAGGAGGAGAAAACUGGAGAAAAUGUUCCUGAAGAGGAGAAGAAGGAUGAAGAAAAGAAACAGGACAAGGUGGAGGAUGGUUUAACCCAGACGGAGGAUCCUCAGGUUGAGAAACAGCCUGCUAUCCAGGAGCAGCUUGGAACCUCAGAUGUACAGGCCGACGUUGAGCCCAAUGCAGAAGAGGAAGAUGGUCUGGAUGACAGCGAGGAAGACUUGUACCGCGGAGAAGAGGAACUGUCUGCAAUGAGUCACAAACCACGGCAAACAUCUGACUCAGAAAGUUUAAAGGUUCAGGACAGUUGCAGUUUGUCUCCGGCUGUGGAUAUACUGUCUUACAGCGAGAGGGAAUGGAAAGGAAACACUGCCAAAAGCGCUCUCAUCAGAAAAGGGUACAAAGAGAUGUCUGCCAAGUUCAGCCACCUGAGGAGAGUCAGAGGGGACAACUACUGCGCCCUGAGAGCCACCUUGUUCCAGGUGCUGUCUCAGAGCGUCCAGGUACCUCAGUGGCUGCAAGACGACACAGUUCUAAUGCUGCCAAAACAACUCAAGGCGCAGGAAGGGCUGAUCAGUCAGUGGCGAUUUCCUGGCCAGCAUGCACCGGGAGACGGCGCUGGAGAUCCCACUGAGCGGCUGAAGGGCUACAUGGAGCUGCUCCGGAAAACGUGGCAGGCGGCUGCUGAGCGCCCCGGCUCUGCGGAGCGGCAGCAGCUCUGCGAGCGGCUGUUCCAGGGCGAGGAGGAGGAGCUGGGGAUGCUGGAGGCGCUGAAGCUGCUGAUGCUGGGCAGAGCGGCGGAGCUGCACGGCCGCAUGCAGGCCGGUCAAGACGUCCCUCUCUUCUGCUGGCUGCUGUUCGCGCGGGACUCGUCCGACUGCCCGCGCUCCUUCCUCUCCAACCACCUCAGGCAUGUGGGCCUCAGCGCCGGGCUGGAGCAGGUGGAGAUGUUCCUGCUCGGCUACGCCCUGCAGCACACCAUUCAGGUUUACAGACUGUACAAGGCCAACACGGAGGAGUUCGUCACCUUCUACCCGGACGACCACCUGGACGACUGGCCGUCCGUGUGCCUCGUCACGGAGGACGACCGCCAUUACAACGUGCCGGUCGCUGAAGCUGCUGAGCCCGGCGAGGAGCUGACCGCCAGCUGAUUGACGCUGCAGGAAGCCCACCUGCAAACGCCCCUCAGGUCUAUGAGAGUGGCACGUUUAUGCCAACUCCAGGUGGAAUGCUGGGAUAUAUGCGUCCUGGCUUCUGUCCAAAAAGUCUCAGAUUCUCCACUGUGUAUGUUUACUAAACCAAGGCUGGUUGGCUGUUAGUUUGUCUCAAGAGGAGAACAGAUCAACGUUAAAUAAGCCGGAAUGAUUUAGUCGAGUUAGUGCCAUCGUAACAUUCCUCUUAUUUUUGCCAUAAUCUCAUUUUUUUGUGCCAUAAAGGUUUUUUCUUUUAAUGUAACGAUGGCAAACAAAGGAACCUGAAUCAGAUGGAACAUUCAUGAACACAGUCAUGAAUUACUUUGUGUUGUAGUUCUGCAAGAAAAGAGUUUAUAAUUAAUUAAUAUAGGAAGGGAAAUGAUUAAUUCAGUGACUUUUUGUUUGUUUUGUUUUGUUUGUGGGUCAGACCAGUUUACAGAAGACAAACGAGCAUCUGACGUGAAAAUAUGUUUAUUUUAUUACCUUUAAAUACUUUUGGUUUCUAUUGGGGUUUUUCAUGUCAAAUUUCCAGACUUCUCAAUUAAUUUGUUUAAAAGCAUUAAUAAAUACAAAAUGUCAUAAUGAAAUUACUGCAGAUGUUUCAACAGAGAUCAGGCUGUAAAAUAUGAAACCAUGGAAGGAUGCCUGGUUAAUCAGUGAACGAAUGGAUGGAUGGAUCAAAUAAUGGAUGAAUAUAUGGUCAGUCAGUGGCUGUAUGAGUCAAUAAAUUAAAGAAUGGAUUUGUCGAUGGAAAAAUGUGACUAAAUUAUUAGGACAGGGAAUAAAGUGGAAAGAAAACCCCAUUUUCCUCCCUGUUUGUUUUCCACUCUCAUCCAUCCUCUCCAUUUUUUCUCUUUUCUCUUUCUCUCGUCUUUCAUCUGAGCCAAGUUGACACCGAAGCAUAUAUCCCAAAAUUUAACCACCUCCUGUUUAAAUGUGGUGAUUUGAGACCCUGUACAAGAUGUUUUCCCCAAAUGCUCUUGUAUGCACUGUACUAUAAGAAGUUUGUUUUCUACUUUGGUAUUUGUACACAUCCAGUUUUCUUGGAUCAUCUCAGUUCUACUCAGAUCAGUUUGCUGGCUAGGAAAACAGUUAAGAGAUAAAAAAAAAAAGAAUAUAUCAUGUUUACACUGGAUUGUUUUGUGUUUUAUUUAUUGUUUUGAUGGUGGAAAAAAAGUGUUUUGAUUUGGUGUGAAAGUUAAUUUAAGACGGCUGAAUUAGUCAAUGAAGGGUUUACUGAUCGAUCCAGUUGAACAGGAUCAGAAGACUCGGAGGAUUAACGGCAGCCUCCAUGUCAGAGGCGUGAUUUCUAACUGUUGUGUGUUUUUGUGUGUGUCAAACUCAGUGACAUUUUGCCUUUAACCAAGCUGAAGGAAGGAAACAUACCGAUGUUGCUGCAAAAAAAAAAAUUUAAAAAUGGCAAAUGCUUCAACCACCAGCCACAGGAUUUAAGUAAAACAAAAAAAAGGCUUGCUUGGUCCUCCAUGUUGCCUUAGAAAUGAUGCACAAUGUGAAUGAAUGUUGGUCAUUUGUGGUGUGAGUCUAAAACUUGUCUGAUUUAUUAUGCCAUGUGCAGGACUGAUCUUGCCCUGUCAGUUUUUAUUGGCAUUGAAAUAAAAUAAAUGGAACAUUUUGGAAAAA